GAAUCGUUUAGUGUGCGCUUUCGUACGAGUCGAGUAUGUGCCGUAGUCGUUUCCCUUUCGCUGGUGGGUGGUGAUCCGUGAACAUUAUUUUCCUCUUGCUGCAUUUUGCACCUCCCCUCUGACGUUUAAGAGUGAGUGAUAUCUUUUUUUAUCCGCGGUUCAGCCGAAAAAGCAAAGAAAACUUUGUUAUUUUGAUCCCCGUUUGUUCAAGUGCAGUGGCAGAAGCGAUUGUCUAGUGUUGUGCAAAACAAUAUUGCAAUUUUUGAUAGUGAAAUUUUGCGAAAAAGUGCAGUGAACUAACGACGAGUGCGAAGAAAAGUCGUGGGCGAAGUGUGCGAGAAGAAAGCUCCCGAAUAAAAAGGAUUGGCGAUUUUUGCUGCGGGAAUUGGUUUACUCAUUCAGCAUUACAUCUAGUGUUUCCAAUCCACAUGUAAUCGUACACGCACCGGCCCAACCUGUCCAGUGGAAUCCAGCCAAACAACCAUCCAACCCUUAGGGCAUAGCGUAAAACACCUUGUAGCCAGCCAGUAGUGUUGUUGUUGAUGUUGGUUGCUCUACUAGUUACUAGACGUGCGUCCAACUAUCCUCUGACGCACGAAAUGCUAUACCAAAAGAGAGGUAUAGAUAAAAAGUGAAAUGCUCAGUCGAAAUGUAUUAUAAAUAAAGAAAAUUGAGUGCAUCAAGCAAAACAAGGUGAGCAAAUUAACGAGAAACGUAAAUACCGCUCGCCGUUUUCGGUAUAAGUACAACCCAAUCGCGUUGUACAGCUUAUGCUAUAGGUGUAUAGUGCAAAGCAAGUGAACCAACAGGAAAGGUGAAAAGCAAAAAAAAAAUAAGAAGUGAAAAGUGUUGAACGUGGCCAUACACAGUCUCCAUCGCCGUUCCACGCAUAAUCCUCUCUCCCGGUGGUCCGGCCCUCAUUCGCGGAAUAAGUUCACCACGUGGCCUUCCACCGGGGCUCACCGAUCUAACCUGUGCGGGGCCGCGCUUGUUCCCGUCCGCACCAACCUCCAUCCAUUGACGAGAACCAGAAGAGCGCCACUCGUAGACUCAUCUAAUUGUAGCAGUAGAGAAUAGUAGCUUCGUUUGCGAAGCCAACCAUACGAUGGGAAAAUCGGACCGGCGCUGAUCGAGAGUGAGAGCGUCGUCGCUUCACCACAGUGCCCGUUGAGGCGUUGUGGUGCCCGGGGUCAUGUUCGAGCGUCGUCCACUGUUUGGGGCUCUGAUCGUGCUGACGCUGGUAGUGACGAUAUGGCACAUGUCGCUUCAGGAAGCCGACAGCAGCGGCGGCUCUGGUGGUGGCGGUAUCGGCGAACCGACUGGCAUCGUGCCACCCUAUAUGCAAGGACCACCAGCCCCCUCGUUUACGCACUAUCCUCCGGCAGCACCCCCACCUAGCAGCUACUACUAUUACUCAAACGGAGUGGCCGGAGGUGGAGCAGCCGGUGAUGAAACAAGUGCGACGGUGAGUUGGAACCAGAGCAGCUCGCCAUCCAUGCUGUUAUUAGUCAAGCCAGUAGUAGAACGGUUGCCAAAAGAUGAUUAUACCAGUUUAAUAGAUUUAAAAGAUUUUAAAUUCACUAUCAACUUUAACAAUUGUAGUAGCGAUAGCGCAAGGAGCAAGCGUGAAAGCAUGCGAAGUGAUAGCCUUAAGAGUGACGAACGACGAUCACCGUUAGUUAUAGUACUAGUACAUUCGGCACCAAACAAUUGGUACAAGCGCAAUACGAUCCGUGAUACCUGGGGACAGUAUGAUCCACGAGCGAAGCUCGUCUUCCUGCUCGGAGCAGUCAACUCCAGCACCCUGCAGCACCGGAUAGAGCAGGAGAACCGCAUGUACGAUGACAUCGUGCAGGGCAGCUUCCUGGACGCAUACCGGAAUAUGACCUACAAGCAUGUGAUGGCACUAAAAUGGUUCACAUAUCACUGCCCGGAAGCCAAAUACAUCCUGAAAGCGGACGACGACGUCUUCGUAAAUACUCCCACGCUGUACGAUAUACUCGAAUCGACCACCCAGAGGCGGAGGUUGCUCUUCUGUCAGGAAAUCCGGCGAGCGCCGGUGAAACGAACCCAUCGAUCCAAAUGGUUCGUCAGCAUACCGGAAUACCGGAACCGUUAUUACCCGAGCCAUUGUCCCGGUUAUUCGAUAAUCUACACCCCGGACGUGGCAUUCCAGCUGUACCGGGAAGCUCAGCAGCAGCCGUACUUCUGGAUCGACGAUGUCCACAUGACGGGCACGAUAGCGCAGCGGAUCAACGCGACUAUAACCCCUACCGGCAGCAUGCUGCUCAACAAAAGCCAAAAAGAUGCCAUCAUCGAAAACAAACUGAACGCCACGGAACUGUUGUUCUUCUUCACGACACCAGAUCUGCGGGAGGGUGAAAUCCGGAAGCUCUGGAAAGCGGUCACCGAACGGUCGAAGCAUGGCAGUAGAUAGUAGGAUCGGAAUCCACCGCAACGGACGACGACGAUGACGACAAUGAAUGUGUGCAUGUUUAUGUUGUGUGAGUACGUGUGCAUUGGCGGGGCGGUCCCUUACCACCACCCCCUCGAUCCAUUCAAAAUCAGAUGGAAGAGAUUUCCUGGAGCAAAACAAAUCAUCGUUGAUGUGACAGUAGAAGAGUGCAUGUAUAACCAAACCCUCAAACCCUCACGUGUAUUAUUGAUAUUAGUAUUAGUAGGUAAAUGUCUUUAUUUUCUCGUUUAAGUAUAUGGCUACCUUGAAUUAUUAUGAUCUGGAAUGGUACUAAUAUUGCUAAUAUAAGUAUGAGAACUAGACAUCGAACAAUCGCAUUUGUUUGGUGUUUCAUCAUUGAACUUAAUUAUGAAUUGUAUUUUUGGCCUCCAACUAAACUUCAUCACGAUGACGCCGCAGUGUAACUUUUUCAUCCGCUCUUUGCUGGAACUAAUCGCUUAAUGGUCGAUGGAUAAAGUGAACAACAGGAUGCUCGCACGUUCCUACAAAAAACGACAGCAAAUUAAAGCAUGUGAUAGCCCCUAAAAAUACUACGGCAAUCGAUUGGCCAAUAGCCGCUUCUCAACUUUAUCGUUCCACCGUCAAUCAACGUGAGGCCGAUGUUUGCACCUAAUUUAUAGCAGUUUGUCAGUCGAUCAAACCACCCACUCGUUUCGAUUGUGACUGGGUGGUUGGUUCGCUAGCCAUACAUUUGAGGUAGGGGACAACGAUUGCAAUCUCACUUCCACCUGAAAAUAGCUGGGCCAGUGGCCUCCUCUAGCCACCAACAAGGAACGCGCCUUCAUGUGCGUUAACAGUUUCAGUCAUUCUUAUACAGGGUAUGAGAAUCCUUUCCCUCCGUCGCCGACGCCAGUCUGUAAACCAUGGACGACGACGACGACGACGACGAAACGGUUGCAGCAGGUCAUUAUCAUUAGCACCCCCGCUCCUCCUUUUGGAGUUUCUGGUUUGAACGAAAACCGAGCGGAGAAAUAGCGCCAUAUAGUCGUACUGUCACUGUUGGCUGGAGUAGUUUCAACAAACCCGGACGACAUACAAUGUUUGUUUGUGCAAAUUAUUCGGGUUUGUGCUGAAUUAGAAUUACGUUGGCCAGAAUACCAAUUUAGCUAUGAACUUAUCGACAAAAGCCUCAGAUUCUCGUUCAAGAAGGUUUCAACUACCUAAUGGGCGCAGUAUGGCAAGGACCUCUCAAGGAUGAAUCAUGGGACCUCUAGAGGAGCUUGGAAUUGAACUAGUAAUUACGGAUCUUCAAAUAGCAAAUCACAAGCCU
Messenger RNA from Ochlerotatus camptorhynchus, 3746 nucleotides. RefSeq names its product lactosylceramide 1,3-N-acetyl-beta-D-glucosaminyltransferase A. The record is from RefSeq and is a predicted model, not a curated record. Lineage: Eukaryota; Metazoa; Arthropoda; Insecta; Diptera; Culicidae. The transcript is spliced from 3 exons. Gene Ontology annotation, molecular function: hexosyltransferase activity. Gene Ontology annotation, cellular component: Golgi membrane. Bases 1193 to 2437 code for a protein of 414 amino acids.